UGAGAUUGUCGACUGGCAGUCGACAAUCUGAAGUUGUCUGGAUGAGUGACAUAAUUCAGUGAACAACUACUGAACAAACGGAGCACACAGAGAAGACAAUACAUGAACACCGCUUAAAGGUCCUCACACGAUUGACCAUGAGUGAACACUUGAGAGGGAGCUACUACGGGUCCUCUCCCCCAGAGCUGAGACUUGUUCUUUUGGGAAACCUUGGAUGUGGAAAGACGUCUUCAGCUGACACUAUCCUGGGCCAGCUGUCCCCCAUCUCUCCCAGUGCCUCCAGGAGCUGCCAGCUGCGACGGGGCAUCUCUGAGGGCAUCUCUGAGAGCAGGAGUGUGACUGUGGUGGAGGCGCCGAGAUGGUACUGGGACGGCGUCAAGAUGGAGGACAGUGUCAGGAAGGAGACUGAGAGAGCGAUGAUGCUGGUAGCCCCAGGCCCACAUGCUAUUUUGCUGCUUGUGCCUGUUAACCAAUUCACAGAGAUGGAGAGUCAUGUGCCUGCAGAGCUGGAGGAAGCGUUUGGGGGCGAGGUGCUGGAUCACACCUUGGUCCUGCUGACCUGUGGGGACUACUUGAUGGGAAGAACAGUGGAGGAAUACCUGCAGACAGAACACCCAGGCCUGAGGCAGAUAAUUGAGCGCUGUCGGGGGAGGUACCAUGUCUUCAAUAAUCGUAAGCGUCAGGACAGGGAGCAGGUCUGUGAGCUGCUGGAGAAGGUGGACAAUAUGGUGAAGGAAAAUGGGGAAUACUAUGUGAAAACAGCUCAGGAAAGAGAGCUGGAGAAGCGAGUGAAAGACAGAAAGAGAGAACUUAUGGAAAGUUACAGAGCUCAAAAGGAGGAGAGAAGAGAGACUUUCGCUUCAACGCACAUCCAAAGCACAGAAACACGCAGGAGUAUCGAUAGAGAGGAGAACAGUGCCGCCUUGGAGAGGAGGAGGAGAGAAGGGAGGGAUGAGAUUGAGGGAAGUGUGAGUGUGAGCCAAAGAUCUAACGGGCUUCAUUCAACGCCUGCACCAGAGCAACAGUCCUAUUCAGAGACGCAUGAUGACAGGCAGUUGAACAGGACGCCCAGUUUCAGACUAAAUGCAGAUGGAGCUAUACUCUCACAAAUGUCUGAGGUUAAAUCAACUCCGAGAGUGGUCACUACUUUUCAUCAAAGAUUGAACAGCUUUGAAGAGAGAUCCCCUGAGGCGUCUCCGACCUCCUCUCCUCAUUCGCCAGUCUUCCUCUCUUCCCCCUCCUCACCAACCUUCGCCUCCUCUCCCUCCUCAUUUCCCUCAUCCUCCACUCCCUCCUCAUUCCCCACAUCCUCCUCUCCCUCCUCUUUCCCCUCAUCUUCCUCUCUCUCCUCAUUGCCCUCCUACUCCUCUCCCUCCUCAUUCCCCUCAUCCUCCGUAUCUUCUUCAUCAUCUCCGGAGCUGCGUCUGGUGCUGCUUGGGCGAUCUGGAGCAGGGAAGAGUGCAGCUGGUAACAUCAUACUGGGGCAGGAGGAGUUUGAGUCACGCCCGGACAGCCUCACUGCGAUCACUCAGGAAUGUGAGAAAAAAAAAGCACUGGUUGACGGAAGACGGGUGGCGGUGGUGGAUACCCCAGACUGGUUCAGUUCAGAACAAACUCCAGAUGAGGUGCGAGCUCAGAUCUCCUCCUGUGUUGCUUUAACCAGUCCCGGUCCACACGCCUUCCUCCUGUGCGUCCCCUUAAACCAGCCUGCAAAGACCGAGCUGCACGCUCUCGGGGUCCUCGAGGCAGUUUUUGGUCCAGAAGCGGUCCAGAGACACACUCUGCUUCUCUUUACUUACGCAGAUAAACUGAAAAAGAGCGGGAAGGCAGGAAAUGACAGUGUGGAGGCAUACAUCGCUGGUCAGCGGGGGGAUUUGGUAAAGCUUGUGGAGAAAUGCGGCGACAGGUUUCAUGUGAUGGAGACGGAAGGAGGUGGAAGGGACAGAAGAAAUGUGGCACAGCUGCUAGAGAAGGUGGAGCAGACAGUGAAGGAAAGUGGAGGACAGUGCUAUUCCCAUCCUGCUUUUCAGGAGGCGGAGAAACGAGUGAGGCUGAGACAGUUGGAGAUAGCAAGGGAGAGAAGGGGGGGGGAACUAGAGCAAGAAAGACUGGGCGACAUUAGACAGCUCAGCUCUGAAAGGCGGGUACUUUAUCCCUACAUGCAGCCUGUGGCUGAGGCAGAAGAGGAAGUGACAGAGGAUGAGAUUGAGAAAACAAGGGAUGAGGCAGAGAUGAGUGUAAGUACAAUGAAUAUUGACAGCCUUCCUCCCAUUACGCAUUCCACCAUGUCCCCUUCACUUCUCCGUUCCAUUAUGGAGAAAAUGGAGUCAAGUGCAAAGAUGUUACCUCAACUCCUGGCAGAUAGCUCUGUGUGGGUCGGUGAGGGAGCAAAGAAGGUGAAAGGUAGUCCGGUGUGGGAGACAGUCGGCAGCAAGGCACAAAAUGUCCAGAAGAUGGUGGUUGAUAGUUCUGUAUGGGAGAAGGUUGGAGCUAAUGUUGGACAUGUGUCCAAACUAGUAGGAGAUAGAGUUCCCAAGGUAAUGGUGGAUGGUUCUGCAUGGGUGGGAUCCGGAGCCAAGUCAGCAGCAGCUAGUCCUAUGUGGGAAAAAGUAGGAUCUGGGGCCAAAACUGGAGCUAAGCUGAUGGCUGACGGCUCUGUGCAAAUUGGAGCUGGAAUUUUUACCGGUGCAAAGAUGGUGGCGCAAAGUCCUGUGUGGGGGAAGGUUGGCUCUGGGGCCAAAGCAGGGGCCAAAAUAGUGGCAGAGAGCUCGGUGUGGGAGAAAAUCGGGACUACUGCUAAACAGGUGCCCAUGGUAGUCAUAGGGGGCGCAUUGCUGGGUCUGGUGCUCGGUGUGAUUUUAGGGGGUGCAAUUGGUGGAGCUGUCGGGGCAGCUGCUGGAUCUGCGGUAACUGAGGUGGGCAGACGGAAAAUCGGCAACAAAAACACGUUAGAAAAGACAGAUAAAGCUGCAAAAAAUGUGGAGAGAACAGUGAACGACAGCAUAGACUCUCUGGUAAAACAAGGAGAGAAAGUAUUCAAAACUGAAUGAAAGGCUGAAUAGAUCAUGCAUAUAAAAUGUAUAACAAAUGCAAAAACAUUUAGUUGUGAAUAAGAGUGUUUAAUUAAACAGUGGCAAAUAUAUAUUUUAAAUUUAUCGCACCAGACAAUCUUUUAAACACAGACACUUUUCUAUUAGUCUUUCUUUGUUUGUUUCUUUAUAUACAAAUGGACCACAAGUUAAAGGAUUCAUUUUAAAAUACUUCUGUCACAUUGUAUGAAGUUUUUUUUUUAGGGUGAAUAUCAUUCACAUUAAAUUAUGUUUUCACAAAAUAUACAAUUUUGACAAAAAGAACUCUGCUAAACUUGGCUAAAUUGAUUUUGUUAAUACACAUGUAAAUGAUUUAGGUGCUUCUCUUACUGUUUGCAAGAUAUGUCAAAUUCUGUAAGAAAGUAUAAAUGCAAUUAUUUUGAAUGAUGAUUUAUUGUUAUUUCAUGUAAGUAGUAAAUUCAACAUUAAUUUAAACUUAUGUAAGUCAUUUAGCAAGUUAUAUUCUAUAUACAGUAUAUGGGUCACUUAGCAUUUUCACUGUGCUACUAGUACUACUAGUGCUUAAUUAAAAACUAUUAUAUAAUGA
Messenger RNA from Perca fluviatilis (European perch), 3636 nucleotides. RefSeq lists its product as uncharacterized. Bases 138 to 3050 code for a protein of 970 amino acids. NCBI's taxonomy places the organism in Eukaryota, Metazoa, Chordata, Actinopteri, Perciformes, Percidae. The transcript has 8 exons. Gene Ontology annotation, molecular function: GTP binding. The record is from RefSeq and is a predicted model, not a curated record.